Ictalurus furcatus (blue catfish) is the source of this 3806-nucleotide messenger RNA. RefSeq lists its product as uncharacterized. The transcript is spliced from 3 exons. Lineage: Eukaryota; Metazoa; Chordata; Actinopteri; Siluriformes; Ictaluridae. The coding region runs from base 786 to 1535 and encodes 249 amino acids. The record is from RefSeq and is a predicted model, not a curated record.
CCCUAUAACAAAGAGCAAAGUGCAGUUUUUAGCAGACUGGAAGGCAUUUGCUGAAUGGCACAGUGAGGCACAUAAAAGAGAGAAAAAAUGUCAGUCAGGGUCCUCAUCUGUCUCUCAGUGUUCUAAAUUGAAGAAAGCCGAUCCCAUCUGGACUCCGCCCCACCGCGAUGCCCACAGCCAGUAAGGAGGAAGGAACCUGCAGUUUCAGAGGCACCUCCUCAUGAUGAAGCGGCCCAGCCUACGCCACUCUAUCCGAAUCUGUCAGAACUGAGCCACCAACCCCCACCGAACUAUGCGCAAGCCAUCCUAUCUUCACUGGUGGCAAUACACACGAGAUCCCAAGUGAAGGGACCAACAACAUUGCUGACUGAGGGCUCCAGACCAACAAAAUCGGACCGAGAAGGGACAAUGCAUGCUGUGGUAAAUGCCCCAAUGCUAGAAGUGGCCGGAGAAGGAGGCCCUAUGCUAGUUCACAGACCCUGGACAUUGGAAGACAUCAGGAGCAGCACGACACAUCUGCCGGCGCUCCGCGAAGUAGGAGGAUGAAAGUUUGGGGAUGAACUUCAGAUAUUCUGCAGAGAAUUCAGACCCACCACUCAUGAACUAAGACGACUGCUCAUGUCGAAACAUGGCACGGACUUGUUCAAGGUUUCACGUGAAUUCCCAGAGAACGAUGUCCGCCUGAUCAACCCACAGUACGUAUCCAGGCUCACUGAGAACCAUGACGCAAACUCAGGCUUGUAGAAACCCGACGAUCUGGCAGAUGGGCAGGCGGCCGUCACAGCAUGGGAGGCACAUCUCAGAAACUGCUUUAUGAAAGGCAUAAACCAGACAUUGGCGCUAUAGUCAAACAACAAUGCAUCACCUGGGACACCGGAAACCUCACACAAGUGGAGAGGUAUUCAAUACAUGCGGAGAAGCUCUUACGAGAUGCAAAGGACAGAAAGACACAGAAGAGGGGAAAAGACCUACACACAGGGACAUUAACAAUGUUACAAGCUGCUAACGUGCAGCCCCAGCGGAUACAACAACCGGGGGGCAGAGGAAGAGCAGUGGCAUGGAGAGGAAAACCAAAAGGACGCGGACAAGGAAGGCCAGGUGGCAACCCCAUAGAUACAACUUCACAUGUUUUAUCUGUGGAAAAAUUUGGACAUUUUCAAAGAGACUGUCCAGAGCAGAAGCCGACUGACGGGCAGAGGAAGGGAAGGGUGAGGCACCUGGGAACAGAAGAGCAUCUUGCCAAAGAAGGCCACAAAGCCAGUCUCUCCAAAUUACAUUAUGUACAAGAAGAAGUGAGAUCUCUUGGGUUUCCAGCUGAGAAAGCUGUGGUGACAUCCAGAGACCUGAGUCGACCUGAAGGAUGUUCCAUUGGAAAACCCAAAUUUGAUCCUUUUGUGGACGGAUCAGCGUCACGUGACCCAGAGACGGGUAAAAAUCGAGUGGGCUAUGCAGUAGUAACCGCACACAAGACGGUCUGUCAAGAAGUCUUCCCUCAAACCUUUCAGCACAAGCAACUGAACUGUAUGCCCUCAUAGAGGCAUGAAGACAUGCUGUGGGACAGUCAGUAAAUAUCUACACAGACAGUAGAUAUGGCUUUGAGGUAGUACAUGAUUUUGGAACAAUUUGGAAACACAUGAACUUCCUGAUGAGUUGAGGAACACACACAGCCCACCACAAACUAGUCUCUGAGCUGCUGGACACAGUCCUACUCCCCAAAACUAUUGCAGUAUGCAAAUGUGAUGCACACACUAACAAAUUAGACCCUGUUUUCCUAGGAAAUGCUCGAGUGGACAGUGCAGCAAAGCAAGCAGCUGCAUCUAUGGUGCCAAAACUCAAAAGAAAAUAAUCACUCUUUCUUUACAGCUUUCAGACCUCCAAGCACAGGCUACACGGACGAGGAAAAGGCUGUGUGGCGCAAAGCAGGCUGCACGGUUGUUGACUGAGUUUGGCGGUGCCCCCAGGGCUGUCCUCGUCUUCAAAGUUGACGCAUGGCAGGGACCAUGCAUCAAAAGGGGGAAAUGACAGCUGCGAUAAACAUUGCUUUCUCUAAUUACUCUUAUAAAAUAAAUAAAUAAAUAGUUUAUGAUGUUUGUGCAACUCAUAAGGUAGAGAAGGCCAUGUCCCUACGUCCAAACAGGACUCAGACAUGGGAGUGAUAAUGAUAAUCUCCAGUGAUAAUGGCACACCUUUUAGGAGCCAUGCCCUUAAGUAGGUGGGUGAAUAUUCGAGUAUUGACUUAAAGCAGCUUCUGUGCAUAUCAUCCAGCUAGUGGUGGGGUGGUAGAGAGAGAAAAUAGGACACUAAAAAACAGACUGAGCAAAUGCUGUUCUGAAACAGGCUUAGGAUGGGCUUAGCCCCUUUGGGAUACUGUUUAGGAGACCUCCACACACAGGAAUUGAACCUGUGACCGCUCCUCUUCCCGACGCUACAGCAUAUGAUGAUGCAAUGUUAAAUUACUGUGCAACCCUGUCCUCUGCUCUGCACUCUAUCCACAAGCAGGUAAAGGCAGCACUUCAAGCUCCAGACAUGGGCCCGCUGCAUGAUCUGAAGCCAUGAGAGUGGAUCGUGAUCAAGGACUUCCACAGGACCGGGUGGAAAAAGCCACGGUGGUCUGGGCCAUUCUAGAUCCUUUUUGUCACUCACUCCGUGGUAAAGGACAGCCAGAGAGCCAUGUAGAUGCAUGCAAGCCACUGUAGGAGAGUGCCAGAACCGAGCACUGAGCUGGAGAACACAGGACUUCAAUAAGAGGCCUCUAGGAGGACCGACGCUCACUAGCGACGAUCUGCAUAUACACCCACACACAUGACACACUGCACUCCAACACACAUUCUCACACCAGUUCCUUGUGGUUACUCGACACAAGACACCAAGUGGUAUCUAGUAGCCUGCGAAAUCACAGACAUGUAGUUUUUGGAGAAAAUGUUGACGACACAAAAACUGUACUCUUAGGAGGAUAACGCCUAAGAAGGCCAUGUCAUGUCACUUAGAUCAGUACAGAAUGUUUAUCUGCUAUACAGAGACAUAAACAUGUUCUUCUGUUCAAGGUUCAUCUGCACAUCUUCUAAGACCCUGAAACAAAGCCUGUUUGAACUCAAAACAACCUCAAACCGCUUCUUAUCGGUACACAGAAGUGAGUCAUGCUCUGCAUUUCAUAUAUAUAGUAGUGGUUCAGUACAAGCGCUUCAGAGUGCUCUCAUUAUUCUAUCCUGCUUUAUUCUAUCCUGUAUUAACCAUCUUUCUGUAAUAAACCUUUUUUUACCAUCAGAGGACAAGUCUGCGAGUGUUGUCUAAUUUCAACAACACUUUAGCUGCAUUAGCCAAGGAAUCUGCUCAUUCACAAAGGCGAUUUGCAAAGAAACAUUCACAAAAUGUAAAGUGCAAUAUUUACGUCUUCUGGAUCUGAAGCUGGAUCACGAACAGUUGGUACGGAUCCAUGUUUGAGAAUCAGCUUUUCAGCAAAUCCUGUUUUGUAUUGACCCUCAUUCACAAAGCAGUCUGGUGUAAAAUGAUUCAGACAAACAUACACGAACGUAGCUCUUUUUUGGGGCACAUUUCCCUCAAAAAUAAAAACUACUCCACUGCGUCUUCAGUGGCUCCGAUGCUGGGAGUACAUGACUCUUAUGCUUAUUUUUACAGCCAACAACAGAAAACUUAUAAUGCUUAUGAAGCCGAGACAUUCUUCUUAUCACUGUAGCUUCUCCAGCGUGGAAAACAUGGCGGACUGUGUGCAGCUCACUCAGGGGAGGAGCUAUGCUAGUAGGGCAGAGUCCGUCACCAUUUGUGGGUGGGGCCUGUCCCAAUGUGAC